GAGCGCAAAGUGCCACAGCGGAAGCCCAUUGUGCUCGGUCUACGCACCAGUUACUUGCUCCUUCCUGACAGGUGACCUGUAUCCCGGGUCACGGCUGCUCUCUCGCGGACACCUCAAUCGACUUGUCCGGAGCCAUCCCAUUCCGGCACCACCUGCAAGGAAGACUCGGCUCUAGCAUGAAGAACUUCUACGGGAAACGGUGUCUCCUGCUCGUGACCGGGGCGUCACGCGGCCUUGGAUCGGAAAUAGCGCGAGCACUCUCUGAGAAACUAGGUGGAGGAUCAGUCGUAGUCCUUGCGGCCACGAACUCAGAUUUGCUGCAAGAGAAGUGCCGGGAAUUCGCUCAGAAGUUUCCUGAGAUAAGCUUCCGUUCUUUCACGAGUAGAAAUGAGGACGCGACUUUUGCCGACUAUGAAGAGUUGUUCGACGAGCAUAUGAAAAUUUCGCCCGACGCUGUUGUAGUCGUUCACAACGCCGGGUCUCUAGGAAACAUCGACAGUCCCUUGUGUGGGCAGACAGAUGGUGAAGCCAUCGAUCGGUUCCUCCGAGCGAACGUUCGACACCCCAUGCUACUCUCUUCGGCCGCGAUCUCGAAGUCGAAAGCCCCGCUAUUCCUCAUAAAUAUAUCGUCACUAUGUGGUAUCAAACCGAUGAAAGGCACAGGACUUUAUUGUACGGCGAAGGCGGCGCGGAAAAUGUACUUCUCCUGUCUGGCCGAGGAAAAUCCGGGAAUUCGGAUUCUUCAAUACUCUCCGGGACCUCUGGACACCGACAUGAUGGAUCAGCUCCGGAAGUCUGCUCUAGACGAUGUUGUUGCGAUAGCGAAGGUAGUCAAGGAGAGCGGCACCCUCCUUACUGUGGAGCAAACAACCUCGAAACUCUGCGAGAUCAUCGAGGAAGGAGCUUACGAAUCUGGCGCUCAUCUAGAUUACUUUGACCGCUGAUGUUGAGGAGGAUUUCGUGCGAGAAACCACGGAAUGCGAUCGGAAUCUCUACCGAUCUGCGUCCGUGAAGGUCAGAAAGCAACUUUCGCGCGAAAAUUGUAGGCACCGCGAACAUUCCUUAAGUCCACGUGUCUGUGUUGUCUGAUACGAGCGUAUUGCUCACCUCAUCAAGGCCAAAUACUUUUAUUGAUUGAAUAAAA
Molecule: messenger RNA, 1144 nt
Organism: Galendromus occidentalis (western predatory mite)
Lineage: Eukaryota; Metazoa; Arthropoda; Arachnida; Mesostigmata; Phytoseiidae
Product: sepiapterin reductase
Exons: 6
Coding region: 177-944 (255 amino acids)
Biological process (GO): tetrahydrobiopterin biosynthetic process
Molecular function (GO): sepiapterin reductase (NADP+) activity
Source: RefSeq, a predicted model, not a curated record